AAAAAAAACACACAAGUUUAAAGUCUCUGCUGGGAAUCUUGCUCAGAUAUUCGCUCCUAGACAUGAUUAGGGGCGUUUCAACUGGUAUCUGUUGUAUUACUGGUAGUCUUGGUAUCCCAAACAAGGUAUUCAACUUUCUUGUAUCUCGGUCGAAAGUUUAUUUAACUCGUCACGAUACCCAAGUGCGACUGCUUUUCUCAAGGGGACAAUUCAAACGAUCGGCUGUUGUUGACAGAUUCCCCACCAAAUCACUUGUAGAUCACCAGCAACGUUAUUUCAGAAACUUUGAAAGAAAUCAAUCAAGUCUGUCGAAAAUGAGUCGCUACUUCUCACAAGGAGAGGGUACCAUGCAAGUCCCUAUGGAUCUUUUUGCUGUGAAUAGAGAUCGCCUUUGCAAAAGUUUGAGACAACUGCCUAAACUACAAAAGAACAGUGUUGUAGUAUUGCAGGGUGGUCAAGGAAUUCCUCGCUAUUGCACUGAUGUUGAAUAUGUCUUCCGUCAGGAGUCUUUCUUUCAUUGGGCCUUUGGUGUCAUAGAGCCUGAUUUUUUUGGUGCCAUUGAAGUAGAGUCUGGAACAUCUCAUCUCUUCAUUCCGAAAUAUCCAGAGGCUUAUGCUGUCUGGAUGGGCAAGAUUUUUAACUGUGAUCAUUACAAGCAAAAGUAUGGAGUUGACCAUGUUCAUUAUGUUGAUGAGAUGGCAGUGAUAUUGGAAAAUGCCAAAGCAGAAAUAGUUCUCACAGUAAAAGGCAUGAACACGGACAGUAAUCUGUGGACCCGUGAAGCCGUGUUUGAAGGAAUGAGCAAAUUCAAAAUUGAUAACGAGUUGCUUCACCCUGUCAUCGUCGAAUGUCGCGUAAUCAAAACUUCGAUGGAGUUGGACGUUCUUCGCUACGCCAAUAAGGUUUCUUCAGCCGCCCACAUUGCUGUGAUGAAGGCUGUUCGGCCAGGCAUGAAAGAAUAUCAGUGUGAAUCAGUAUUUCUUCACCACUCUUAUUUCCAUGGUGGAUGCCGUCAUGUCUCUUAUACCUGCAUAUGCGGAUCUGGGGAGAACGGAAGUGUACUUCAUUACGGUCACGCUGGAGCGCCCAAUGAUAAGCAAAUUCGUGAUGGCGACAUGUGUCUCUUUGAUAUGGGGGCGGAGUAUUAUUGUUUCGCUUCCGAUAUUACUUGUUCCUUCCCGGCCAAUGGCAAGUUUACCGACCGCCAAAAGGGAAUCUACAAUGCCGUAUUGGAAGCUAGUCGGGCCGUUAUUGCUCACAUUAAACCAGGCGUCAGCUGGAUUGAUAUGCAUUUGCUGGCGAAUAGGGUGAUGCUGAAGCAUUUGAAAGAGCACGGUUUACUCCAAGGAGAUGUCGACGACAUGAUGAAGGCAAACUUGGCGGCUACGUUUCAGCCCCAUGGUCUAGGCCAUUUUAUGGGCCUUGAUGUUCACGAUGUUGGUGGAUAUCUUGAGGGCCAUCCUGCUCGUCCAGAGAAAGCUGGCCUGAAAAGUUUAAGAACAGCUCGUGUUCUCCAACCAGGAAUGGUAUUGACUGUUGAACCAGGAUGUUAUUUCAUAGACCGAUUGUUGGAUCAAGCUCUGGAAGAUCCCGAACUUUCUAAAUUCUUGAUUAAAGAAGCCGUAGCAGAGCACAGGGGAUUCGGUGGAGUUCGUAUUGAAGACGAUAUUGUCGUCACAGAGACGGGAGUCGAAGUAAUGACUGAAGUCCCUAGAAGUACUGAGGAAAUCGAAGCUACCAUGUCCGUAAAAUGUUAAGUGAUCACAACGUAUUAAGUAUACUUAUACCCUUAUACAGCUUAUAAUAUCGGCGAUUCAAUUUUAUGUUUAUCAAUGCAGAAACUUAUCAUUACCCCUUAUUUUUUUACUAUCUUUGGUUAGUUGGUUAGCAUGUAAUAUGUAAAAGGGGAAAAAAUAAUAAAAAAAGUGAAAGAUUGGAAA
Molecule: messenger RNA, 1940 nt
Organism: Daphnia pulicaria
Lineage: Eukaryota; Metazoa; Arthropoda; Branchiopoda; Diplostraca; Daphniidae
Gene: Dip-C
Product: xaa-Pro dipeptidase-like
Exons: 12
Coding region: 63-1757 (564 amino acids)
Molecular function (GO): metalloaminopeptidase activity; manganese ion binding
Source: RefSeq, a predicted model, not a curated record